AGCCUGGUCUGAGUACGGAGGAGUGUCUGAUGUUUUACAAAACCUCAACCAGUCUUAUGCAUCUCCCUCUGGUCCUGCUCAGUCUGGUCCGUUUGGACCUUCUCCUGGUCUUGUUGCUUCUGGUCCUUCUACCAUUCAUCCAUCUCCUUCUGGUCCUUCUUCCUCGAAGUUCUCUAUUGAUCACAACCCAAAAGACUUCCAAACUCCAUUGCCAACCAUUAGUGAGGACAACGCAGAGGAAUCCGAGGACGAAGAAGUUGCAGAUGAGGUCCUGGUUGGAAAGUCUGUUAAAGAGAAUUUUCCUGAAGAUCACAACCCCAACGACUUCCAAACGCCUCAUCAAGAUGUAGAGGAGAUCAGUUCGGCUGAUGAAUCAGAGGACGAUCAAGAUACA
Molecule: messenger RNA, 394 nt
Organism: Arabidopsis lyrata subsp. lyrata
Lineage: Eukaryota; Viridiplantae; Streptophyta; Magnoliopsida; Brassicales; Brassicaceae
Exons: 4
Coding region: 30-350 (106 amino acids)
Source: RefSeq, a predicted model, not a curated record